This is a messenger RNA of Populus trichocarpa (black cottonwood), 872 nucleotides long. Its product is annotated as superoxide dismutase [Cu-Zn] 2. The record is from RefSeq and is a predicted model, not a curated record. Bases 159 to 617 code for a protein of 152 amino acids. Gene Ontology annotation, molecular function: superoxide dismutase activity; copper ion binding. The transcript is spliced from 7 exons. Gene Ontology annotation, biological process: removal of superoxide radicals. Lineage: Eukaryota; Viridiplantae; Streptophyta; Magnoliopsida; Malpighiales; Salicaceae.
UCUUACCAGACUCUCAUUUGUCCAGUAAUGAACCACUCCCUUCUAUAAAAAAGGUAAAAAACACCUAUCUCUUCACUCUUCUUCACUCUCAAACUCAACAAACAAACAUACUGUCUCUCCCUCUCUCUCUAAGGGGUGCUCUGAGAUCACAUAGAACAAUGGUGAAGGCUGUAGCUGUUCUUAAUAGCAGUGAAGGUGUGAGUGGCACCAUCUUCUUUACCCAAGAAGGAGAUGGCCCAACUACUGUAACUGGAAACCUUUCUGGUCUUAAGCCAGGCCUUCAUGGCUUCCACGUCCAUGCCCUUGGAGACACCACAAAUGGCUGCAUGUCAACUGGGCCGCAUUUUAAUCCUGUAGGCAAGGAGCAUGGUGCCCCUGAGGAUGAGAAUCGUCAUGCUGGUGAUCUGGGAAAUGUCACUGUUGGUGAUGAUGGCACUGCUACUUUCACAAUCAUUGACAAACAGAUUCCUCUUACUGGACCACAUUCCAUUAUUGGAAGGGCUGUUGUUGUUCAUGGAGAUCCUGAUGAUCUUGGCAAGGGAGGACAUGAACUCAGCAAAACCACUGGUAAUGCUGGUGGCAGAGUAGCAUGCGGUAUUAUUGGUCUGCAAGGUUGAACUGCUUCACUCUGCCACAGCACCGCCAUAGUCUCCUGACAAUGCAGUCGCAAAUAUAUCAACCCUCUAGCAUAAAGAGAGUUCUGAUGACCAGUACUCAGCCUGAAUAAAAGAUCGAACCCUAAUAUGCUUGUUUGGUGGAUUGGUUUUGUAGCCGAAAAUGGUGUGUUCUGUUUGAUCUUUAUUUUCUACAGCUUGGUUCCUUGUUGGAUGGUUCGAAUUUUCCUUGAAAUAUUGUGUUUAAUUCCCAGAGAA